UUGAUGUUCCAAACCCGGCGUAGCCAGUCCGCUCUCUUAAAGAUCUAUGUUUCCCGAAGCUUUGCUCACAUGACUGUUAGAAACAACAAUGCUCGUCUCACCGGACAAGCGAACUGUAGUGCUAAUCAAAGAUGCAUGUAACCUUGGCUGGCACACAUCCUCCACCUCUUUAAACAGAGCCCAACCCCUGAAUACAUUGGAACCUUACAGACAAUUACAGUACAGUAAAGAGACAAACUCCCGCUGAGCUUCAUCAUCACCGCUCUACCUGGCUCUGCAGUGGCUCCAUUCUCAGGCUCAUUCCUGUGCGCUUCCAGCCGGACUCUGGGACAACCAUGGCUUAGGGACAUAAUUUGACCUAAUAUCCGAGUGCCAUGCCGUCACCAAAUGGCUACUCCAUCAACUCGGCCCCUUUGGAUGAGAGCGAGGACAGCGAACCCCUCAUCGAGAACGAUGCAGUCCAUCCCCAGUGCUGCUCGGCUCGCCUCAACCUGGCUGUCCUGAUGUUCCUUGGGUUCUCCGUGGUCUACGGUCUACGUGUGAACCUCAGUGUUGCCAUGGUAGCCAUGGUGAAUACCACUGAAACCGAACCGGCCCAGAACACCUCGGUAAUCAGUGCCUGUCCAAUGCCAGCUGGGUCGGAAAACACCAGUGACUUCUUCCCACAACCUGCGGGGAUCCCCCAGUACCCUUGGGACUCUGAGACUCAGGGCUGGCUGCAGGGGGCCUUCUUCUUCGGCUACCUGUGCACACAGAUCCCGGCUGGCUACCUGUCCGGUCACUACGGGGGGAGUGUCUUCAUGGGUUUGGGCGUCCUGGGCACCGCUGCACUCACGGUGUUAACCCCCCUGGCCGCCAGCAUGGGUGCAUACUGGCUGUUCGCUCUGCGAGCGUUGGAGGGCUUUGGGGAGGGUGUCACGUUCCCCGCCAUGAUGUCCCUGUGGGCUCGAUGGGCCCCCCCUCUGGAGCGCUCUCGCCUGAUGACGCUGUCAGGAUCUGGGGCCAGCUUUGGGGCCUUUGUGGCUCUGCCGCUUAGCGGCUACAUCUGCCAAACACUGGGCUGGCCCGCUGUCUUUUACCUCUGUGGUGGUACUGGUUGUCUGUGGUCGGUGUUUUGGUUUGCUUUUGCAUCAGAUGACCCUCGCACCAACCGGCGAAUCAGUAAAGAGGAGCAAGAUUACAUCAUCAACGCCAUUGGAUCACAGGGAACAGGUCAUGGCUGGUCGGUGCCUGUGCUGCCCAUGCUGCUGUCAGUCCCUCUGUGGUCCAUCAUCAUCACCCAGAUGUGCUCAAACUGGUCCUACUACACCAUGCUCACCUCCCUGCCCACGUACAUGAACGACAUCAUGCACUUUGACAUCAAAUCCAAUGGGUUCCUCUCCGCUGUGCCGUAUCUUGGGGCCUUGUUUUUCUCGACGCUGUCGGGUGUCGCGGCGGACAGCCUCAUCGAGAGGAAAGUCUUUAGCAUCACCGUUGUACGCAAGCUCUUCACACUCAUAGGUCUGUUGUCCGGGGCAGCUUUCCUCGUGGCCGUGAGUUACGCCGGCUGCAGCCACAUCCUCACCGUCACCUUCCUCACACUCUCUGCAACCAUAGGAGGGAUGACUGCUGCCGGAGUCUACAUGAACCAAAUAGAUAUCGCUCCACGGUAUGCAGGACUCCUUCUAGGAAUCACCAACACAUUCGGGACCAUUCCUGGAGUUGUUGCACCCAUCGCUACAGGAUACUUUACGGAGGACCGCACCAUGGCAGGCUGGAGAAAGGUGUUCUGGGUGGCUGCCGGGAUCAACGUCGUCGGUGCUAUCAUCUUCACAAUAUUCAGCAGUGGGACGAUCCAGCCGUGGGCCGUCGUCAAGGACGACGUAGCGGAAGCCGAGAAAGACAGAAGCCAUUCCAACUCCACGUGAAAACGUGAAUAUCCAGACAAAGACAUCCGACAGUGUCCGAUGUGGUACAGCUUUAAUAGAAAUAUAUGAACCUUGAAAACGAGAAUACUACCUCUUUAAAAUGUAUAAAUCCUAAAACACAUAUCAAAUAUUAUGGAAGAGUGUGAGAGGUGUAGAAACGGUAUUAUCAACCAAGAAUAGCAUGAUCAGGAAUAAUUUGAUUCUUAGUUUAUUUAUCAGUAAUGCUUUGGAAGGUUUAUCCUCAGGUACGCAUUUGAGCAGAAUUUUAGAAUAAUAAAAGAGAUGACGGAUUAUAGAGCAGUUUUAUACAUGUAUUGCGAAAUGUACUUAUAUUUUUAAAUUAGGAAAAAAAACACUACUGGGUAUUUAACAAUCAGGAUUUUUUUUACUAGUCUAUUGUUGUAGAGGCUUACAGGAGAGAAAACUAAGGUUCAACUCUUUGUGUUAGAUAAAUAUUGUAAAGUUGUACAAAACAAUACAUGGACCAUACAGCACCUUCGGUUGGAUCAAAACAAAUUUCUUUUUUAAACAUUUUCUUGCACUGUGAGCGAGAUGCGUCUGUUUUAAGGACCAAUGCACAGGAGUGUUAAAGCGGUAUUAACCUCUUUACCUUUAGCUGCUUUGAUUACAGCUGUGUCCUGAAUUUCCUGAACCCUUCUAGACUGUCCACGAGGACACAGAGAGGCACUUUCAUCACAGAAAAAUAUAACAAGAGUCAUAUAUGUCAUAACAGUGCCUGUUUUUAUGCUAAAUAAUUAAAGUGAUUGCAUUUUUUAUCUUUAUAAAUCUAGGUUUCUUUAGGCACGUUGAGAAAACCAAAGCACCUUUUGCAAAGAAUGUCAUGUUUUGUGAUGAUUUACUUUUUGAGAUACUGCGGAAUUGCAGUGUUUUUAAUACCUUAAAGGUUUCUCCAACCCCAAUAAUUGUUCUUCUUUUUUUAAAUAGGACUCAACUAUUUUUUGCCUUCUUUACGCUGUAUUGUGGUUGUAAAGAUACAAUGUUUUUAAAUACAAUGUGUUUUCCUA
Pungitius pungitius (ninespine stickleback) is the source of this 2932-nucleotide messenger RNA. Its product is annotated as sialin. Gene Ontology annotation, molecular function: transmembrane transporter activity. Gene Ontology annotation, biological process: transmembrane transport; monoatomic anion transport. Bases 375 to 1907 code for a protein of 510 amino acids. Lineage: Eukaryota; Metazoa; Chordata; Actinopteri; Perciformes; Gasterosteidae. Gene Ontology annotation, cellular component: plasma membrane. The transcript has 13 exons. The record is from RefSeq and is a predicted model, not a curated record.